Panonychus citri (citrus red mite) is the source of this 1494-nucleotide messenger RNA. RefSeq names its product RNA-binding protein NOB1-like. Gene Ontology annotation, cellular component: preribosome, small subunit precursor. The record is from RefSeq and is a predicted model, not a curated record. NCBI's taxonomy places the organism in Eukaryota, Metazoa, Arthropoda, Arachnida, Trombidiformes, Tetranychidae. Gene Ontology annotation, biological process: maturation of SSU-rRNA; ribosomal small subunit biogenesis. Gene Ontology annotation, molecular function: RNA endonuclease activity.
GACACUUUGCACUUAGAAUACUUUCCAUUAAUCGACCACAUGUUCAGUUAAAGUCUUUCGACUGUUUUUGUUUACAAUUGACUUUCUUUUCUCUUGUUUUCUUUAUUUUUUGUUAUGGUCACUUUUCGAUUAUUAUGACGGAGAAAAAGUUCAAAUGGUUAAUUGUGGACUCAUCUGGUUUCAUCAAUGGAUUCGAUAUCCAUGAAUUGACUGAAAAUGUUGUUACACUUGUUGAUGUGAUUGGUGAGAUUAAAGAUCGACAGACAAAGGAAAGACUUUCGCGUUUACCUUAUCAGAUUGAUUUUCGUGAUCCAGAUCCAGAAGAUGUCAAGAUAGUUUCACAGUUUAGUCGUAAAACGGGUGAUUAUGCGAGUUUAUCUCCUGUUGAUUUGAAAUUAAUCGCGCUCACUUAUGGUCUGGAUGUACAAGCUCAUGGAGGUAAAAAUGAUCAUCUUAAUAAGGAGCCGAAAAUAAUUGUUACAGAUAAUAAAAGAGCUUUGGAAAAUGUUGGACCUAUUAAACUGCCUGGAUUCUUUAAUCCAAGGAAAGGGAACAAUGGAAAUGAGGAAAAGACUGAAAUAGAAACAGAAAAAGGAAACACCAAAGGAUCAGAUGAAAUCUGUGGAGAUGAUGACAGAAAAGACAUUGAAAAUGUGAUUAUUGAUGAAAAUGAGAACGAGGGAAAUUGUGAAAAUCUCGAAAAUAACUUGGAAAACCAAAAUGACGAAAGAGAAGACGACGAUGAAGAUAGCGAAGAAGAAGAAGAUGAUGAUGAUGAUGAUGACGAUUCAUGGAUAACACCAAACAAUUUAGCUGCAGCUGAAGAGGCGAUGAAAAACUUGGUCCUAGAAGAGGAUAAAUGUCUAGUCGCUUGUAUGACCUCAGAUUUUGCGAUGCAAAACGUUUUAAUUCAAAUGGGCCUUAAAGUGGCCUCGGUCCGAGGGUUGGUGAUAAAACAAGCUCGACAAUUUAUCCUAAGAUGUCACGCUUGUUAUAAGACGACCUGCAAAAUGGACAAAAAGUUUUGUCCAUCGUGUGGUAACCAUGGAACCUUGAAGAGAGUCUCAGUUGUGGUUAAUGAGAAAGGAGAAAAAGUGAUUCAAAUUAAUUUCAAGCGACAAAUCAGCACUCGAGGGACCAAAUAUUCACUACCGAUGCCGAAAGGAGGUAAACAUGGCAACGAUCCGAUUCUAUUUGAAGAUCAACGUAGACCACAAAAUCGACCAUCUAAAUUAACUUUCGAGGAGAAAAAAGCUCUUAAUUGUAAUUCAAUUCUUUCCGAUCCUGGUUAUGUUAUUAGAUCCACUCCAUUUGCUCUCAAUGAUGUUUACAGUCGAGCGUCAAAAUUUACUAAACAAAAAAUGGCCUCACACAAUCGUCGGAAUCCCAAUGAAGUUGGUCCAGCAACAGGAAAUCGUAAAAAAUCAAAAUCUAAAAUCUAAAAUCUAAAACUAAAAAUUUAAUUAUCAUCAAUAAAUUGUUUUUGAUAAAUUA